Trypanosoma conorhini is the source of this 813-nucleotide messenger RNA. RefSeq names its product pantetheine-phosphate adenylyltransferase. The transcript has a single exon. Gene Ontology annotation, molecular function: dephospho-CoA kinase activity. The coding region runs from base 1 to 813 and encodes 270 amino acids. The record is from RefSeq and is a predicted model, not a curated record. NCBI's taxonomy places the organism in Eukaryota, Euglenozoa, Kinetoplastea, Trypanosomatida, Trypanosomatidae. Gene Ontology annotation, biological process: coenzyme A biosynthetic process.
AUGAGGGCCUUGCGUCUCUCCACGAUGGCUGGAGUGGAGAGCAAUAAGGCGGCGCUGCGUGCCUAUCUCAUGUCGCUCCGUGGCGCAGAGUCUGUGGGUGACCCGAAGAACCCGCUUUCUGUGCAGCUUCGGAUACACGACGGUCGCCGCGACACAUUGCUGCGGCACACCAAGGAGCUGUACGUGGCGUCCCUAGAGCACCACCCGGGUACCUUUGUAAAUGUAAUUCCCAUUUUCCCGUCAGGUGACGAGCAAACCUUUUCCAAAUGUAGUGAAAAUGACAGGAGCGCGCCACUAACACUGUUUAGUGCGGCGUCAAUGACAGCGGAUCGUGGGUUCAUUCCCUUGUAUACUUACGUGGCUCUCGGGGGCACCUUCGAUCACCUACACGCUGGCCACAAACUACUGCUUACCACGGCGCUGUUUUAUGCCACGACAUCCCUGCGCGUGGGGAUCACGUUGGAGGUGAUGCUGGCGAGGAAGCAGUACGGAUCAUACAUUGAGUCGUUCGAGGCCCGCCGCGAUGCGGUCACCGAGUUCCUUCAUAGCGUGCGAACGGACAUCGAGCUGAGGGUUGUGGGAAUCACGGAACCGAGUGGUGGAACGAACCGCGAUGCGGAGGUGGAGGCAUUGGUGGUUUCUCCCGAGACGGCGGGUGCCGUCGCGUCUAUCAAUACUGAGCGGGCUUCCCACGGGCUCAAGCCGCUAGACUGCAUUCAAAUACCUUGCGUCGGCACGGACGGCGAUGACCUUAUCAGCUCCACGAAGCUGCGCCGGCGGUUGUCGGAGGAUAAGAAGGAUGAUACGAAGUGA